This is a messenger RNA of Psylliodes chrysocephalus, 1098 nucleotides long. NCBI's taxonomy places the organism in Eukaryota, Metazoa, Arthropoda, Insecta, Coleoptera, Chrysomelidae. The record is from the annotation of a GenBank genome assembly.
AUGAACGAUAAAGAAGAAAAGAAGGGAAGUCAAGAAAAAAAUGAAAGAAAAAAAGGAGAAGGAAAGAAGAAGGGAAGAAGGGAAGAAGGGAAGAAGGGAAGAAGGGAAGAAGGGAAGAAGGGAAGAAGGGAAGAAGGGAAGAAGGGAAGAAGGGAAGAAGGGAAGAAGGGAAGAAGGGAAGAAGGGAAGAAGGGAAGAAGGGAAGAAGGGAAGAAGGGAAGAAGGGAAGAAGGGAAGAAGGGAAGAAGGGAAGAAGGGAAGAAGGGAAGAAGGGAAGAAGGGAAGAAGGGAAGAAGGGAAGAAGGGAAGAAGGGAAGAAGGGAAGAAGGGAAGAAGGGAAGAAGGGAAGAAGGGAAGAAGGGAAGAAGGGAAGAAGGGAAGAAGGGAAGAAGGGAAGAAGGGAAGAAGGGAAGAAGGGAAGAAGGGAAGAAGGGAAGAAGGGAAGAAGGGAAGAAGGGAAGAAGGGAAGAAGGGAAGAAGGGAAGAAGGGAAGAAGGGAAGAAGGGAAGAAGGGAAGAAGGGAAGAAGGGAAGAAGGGAAGAAGGGAAGAAGGGAAGAAGGGAAGAAGGGAAGAAGGGAAGAAGGGAAGAAGGGAAGAAGGGAAGAAGGGAAGAAGGGAAGAAGGGAAGAAGGGAAGAAGGGAAGAAGGGAAGAAGGGAAGAAGGGAAGAAGGGAAGAAGGGAAGAAGGGAAGAAGGGAAGAAGGGAAGAAGGGAAGAAGGGAAGAAGGGAAGAAGGGAAGAACGGAAGAACGGAAGAACGGAAGAACGGAAGAACGGAAGAACGGAAGAACGGAAGAACGGAAGAACGGAAGAACGGAAGAACGGAAGAACGGAAGAACGGAAGAACGGAAGAACGGAAGAACGAAAGAACGGAAGAACGAAAGAACGAAAGAACGAAAGAACGAAAGAACGAAAGAACGAAAGAACGAAAGAACGAAAGAACGAAAGAACGAAAGAACGAAAGAACGAAAGAACGAAAGAACGAAAGAACGAAAGAACGAAAGAACGAAAGAACGAAAGAACGAAAGAACGAAAGAACGAAAGAACGAAAGAACGAAAGAACGAAAGAACGAAAGAAUGGAAGAAUGGAAGAAUGA